Molecule: messenger RNA, 1230 nt
Organism: Menidia menidia (Atlantic silverside)
Lineage: Eukaryota; Metazoa; Chordata; Actinopteri; Atheriniformes; Atherinopsidae
Source: the annotation of a GenBank genome assembly
GCGUGGACUAUGCGGUCAUCUAUGGUGCGCAUCACCUUCAGCACCUCGUGACGGGUCCUGUUCAGGCAGUUAGUUGACUUUCAGCAGCUGCCGGGGGCUGGUGUCUGAGAGGUGGUGUUUGCUACUAGUUUCACAGACACUGAGAGUUUUGGCAAUUCGAUCAGAAACAUGAAUUUCCUCAGAUCUCGUCUCUCCACCGGUAACCUCAUCGGCCAGAGAUGCAGAGGCAUGUGCAAUAAGCUACAAGAGACCAAGUCCGAAUCUGCCCCUGCAGCUCCGGCACAAGCACCACGACCCUCCUUCAAAAUCCCAGGCUACAGGCCAUCCGCACUGGACAAGAAGAUUUUCUUAUGGUCGGGUCGCUUCAAGUCCAUGGCUGAUAUACCAGAGACUGUGUCGUUUGAGAUGAUUGAUGCUGCCAGGAACAAAAUCAGAGUGAAAGCUGCUUAUAUGAUGAUGGCUGCCACAAUAGGGGCCUGUUUGAUUAUGGUGAUAUUGGGCAAAAGGGCAGCAGGCAGGAAUGAGUCUCUGACUACUCACAACAUGGAGAAGAAAGCCAGGUGGAGGGAGGAACUUCAGAGAGAGAAUGCCAACGCCCUGUCUGAGAAACCUCAGUGAAGAAGCAAAGCCCUCUCUCCUGACACUUUCCCCUAACACUGGCGUAGAUUCGACUCUUUCCGAUGUAUCAUAACUCCUGUUGUAUGGAGCACAAACUCAAAACCUGAGCAGUUAUUACUCAAGUAGUACUUUUUCAACCAGGCCAUUUGCUUUGAUGCAUAACCACUUAUGCAGAAAUGUGGAAAAGUUCUUAGAGACUCACUUAAUGAGGAAACAGCCCAAACAAUGCUAUGGAUGUUUUUGGUUUUCUCAAAGAGAACAGUACUUUUUUGCUUAUACGAUUUAUAGGAGACAGAUUCCACUUCUGAUAGGAUCAGUGCUCAACUAUAAGUACUUCAGUAUUUAGCCUUUUGGAAGGCAAAUAAGCUGUCAUUUAUCUUUGAACAUCAUGUGGUGGAUCAGAAAUGAACGAUCCCUCCGUCUUGUCUGCAGACAAAUGUAAUCAGGGUUUUUUUUAUGGUCCUGAUGGCUUCUGUGUACAUAAUGAUCACAAUAAAAACUUCAGUAAACUAAUACAUAUUGAGAUGGUUCAUCUUACUUUGUAAAUGUGUUUGGCCCAGAUAAACAGACUACAGAGCCAAAUAAGACAUUUCCUCAAAACACUGAGGGUAU